AUGGAUAAAGGUACUUGUAAAAGUGGUGCCACGACAAAGGUUAAAACCCCACCUGCUCCAAAGCCAAAGCCACCUAAACUUUCAACCACUACUUCCAAUAAAAUUGACAGUGAGCCCAAUUCGUCAUCUACACCAUCGAAACGAGUAAAUCCCAAUAAUCGAAAUAAUCGCGGACCAAAUAUUAACAGAAUAUCGAAAGUUUUUGAAGAUUCAGAUAUCAAAUCUCGAACCGCACCUUCUCUUCCACUAUCACCUAAACUACCGGUUCCCCGGGUAGUGAAGCCUUAUUCCCCCAAAAAGCAAUCACAGAGUACCAUGAAUAGUGAGCCAAACUCAGCCAUAGAUGAAUCUUCAAUAGCAUUUGGCGAAAUCAAAGCAAAGUUUCAGAAAGAUAUCGGCAACAGAGCAACUCCUCCAAUUGAAAAACAACCCGCGCAUUCAGAUAACCACAGUGUAACAAAAAGCCUAGAUAAACAGAAAAUGAUUGUCAACUCAUCCAAACGUACUGGCAAUAUUAACAAGAGUAUAAAAAAAUCAGAAAGACCUUCUUUCGACUCCGUAAUAGUAUUCAAUGAUAAUGAGGCGGAUUUAAUAAACGCUAGUUUUAAGUGGGCCGAAGCGACGGGAAACGGUAAUGAUGAUGUGCCUGAAUUACCAAGAAAAGCUGGAAGAAGUACAGGAUCUCUUUCACAUAAAGGUGACUCGAGCGGUUCAAACAAGAAGGGUCCAACAAAGAUGGGGAGAAGUGAUUCUUAUAGUGGUACUCGGUCAAAAACAGAUUCUAGCAUUUCGACAGCGGAAAGCGAUUUUGAAGCAAAAAGAGCUAGUAUUGCGAAUCUUCUUUCGAAGACGCCAAGUUUAAUGCGUCCCCAAGGCUUACACAUAGAAACUUCAAAGGAGCUACCUUCUGAACUCGUGAGGUCGCCCUCUCAACACUCCCAGCACUCCCAACACUCACCUUCUAUUAAAUUACUUGGUUCUCCUCUCUCCGAUAUUAGUCGUAGAUCUCGAAGUGAAACUUCACUUCCGAGUUUUCCAAGUGAAACCGCUGUAGAAGAAGAAGACGAACUUUCCGUAGAUUUGAAAAGACGCCGAAAACUAUGGAAUGUCAUAAAAGAGCUUGUCGAAACCGAGAAGAUAUUUCUGACAGACAUGGAGUUAUUGGAAGAGGUUUACUAUAUACAAGCUCAAGAAAUUCCAAUCUUUCAACCAUAUGACUGCAAAACUAUCUUUAUUAACCUUCCCGAAGUAAUAGAUUUUUCUGCCGAUUUUUUGAACUUACUGACUGCUAGCGCGGGAAUCGACGAUUUGGACGACGUGGAUAAUGAUAAGCAUUUGGAAUUGGAGAAUGAUGAUACUUCAAUCGGGGAGGCGUUCGCGCAGAUGAUGAGGAAACAUGGUGAAUAUAGUAGAAUGGAAGAAGUCUACGGUGAAUAUUGUAAACGUCACGAGGCAUCGGUUCAAAAGCUUCAAGAAUUUGAUAAUGAUGAAAUUGUCCAAGGGUUCUUGCAGAAAUGUAAAUCACAAUGCGAGGGUCGAACGAGAAGUUGGGACAUCGCUAGUCUUUUGAUUAAACCAGUGCAACGCGUAUUGAAAUAUCCGUUGUUAUUACAGCAAAUCUUGUCACUAACGAAACCUUCCCAUCCAGAUCAUGCAAUGCUCCAGCGCUCUUUCAAAGAGGUCACCUCUGUUGCGGAACGCAUCAAUGAUAUAAAGAAGCGGAAGGACAUCGUUGAGAAGAUUGUGGGUAAUAAAAAGAGGACGGAAGCUGAUAUAAAACAUGCCACCGGUAUUGCAAAGGCUACCGAAGACGAUCUUUAUAAGUUAUACCUUGAAACCUUUAAGAACAUGGAACAACGAGGAAAAAGAUUAUCACAAGACAUAAAAGAAUGGAUAAAAUCCGUGAAAGAUCAGCAACGCUUUGCCGCGGCGAUCGAAGAAUAUUUUUCACUCAAAGCUGCGUCCACUAAAAACGUCGAUCUGAAAAAGAUAACUGAAUAUAAAAAUGCCGUUAGUGCUCUUGCAAAUUCUUGUGGGAAAGAAAUGGUUUGUCGGGAUUUGUUUGAUGAAAUUUCGAUAAUGCGAAAACGUGAACGGAAAGUUUUGGAUUUCGAUCGGGCAAACGCAAUAAAGGAUCGGGGUGCAGUGCCUGAUAAGGCACUCCAACAAUCUGCAGACGCCUAUGUAUCAAUAUCAGUACAAUUACGUGAGGAAUUACCGGAAUUCUUUAGAUUAAUGACUCAAUAUUUUGAUAUCAUCGUGCAAGAAUUUGUCAAGAUCCAGGCACGUUUCUAUCAACAAAUGCUUAUGGACUUCAGGCAAUAUUAUUACAAAUUCGUUGAUUCGCAAGCGCUAGAGCUAAUAUCCGACAAUAGGGAAUUGGUGUUGAGAGAUUUUGACAUUGUCACAGAAUAUUCUAAAUACUAUCAUGGCGAUUUAGGAAUGGAUGAUGAGCUGGCGUGUCUUGUCCUAAUAAAUAGUGGAUCAGAUCGUUUGUCAUGGCAUUCCAACAUAUCUUCGGACAAAACGUUACGAGAAUCUUUCGGUUUUGAUCCGAUAAACUAUGAAUUUCAAUCGGACAGUCACUACGAAGAUUUUCGUGCAAUCAUGCAAAAACAGCAACGACGUGUCGGAGCGCACAAAAAAUAUGCCACCGAUAGUGCAUUGGAUAAACCUCAAAAACUUGUUGAGGACGACGAGGACGAUGAUGAUGACGUGUUUCACGACACACUGACAGGGGAAGAAGAUGACGGAACGUUAUUCCUUGUUCAGACCAUCUACAAAAACAAGUCCAAACAACCAAAUGAGUUGAAUUUCGAACGUGGUGCAUUGCUUAAGAUUACACACGUUGAAGAAGCUGGAAACUGGUGGUACGCAGAAAAUGCUGACAACGGAAAAAAGGGAUGGGUAGAUCCAGCAUUUGUAGAAAGGAUAGGGUGA
Molecule: messenger RNA, 2940 nt
Organism: Acaulospora colombiana
Lineage: Eukaryota; Fungi; Glomeromycota; Glomeromycetes; Diversisporales; Acaulosporaceae
Source: the annotation of a GenBank genome assembly